Molecule: messenger RNA, 1610 nt
Organism: Cajanus cajan (pigeon pea)
Lineage: Eukaryota; Viridiplantae; Streptophyta; Magnoliopsida; Fabales; Fabaceae
Product: benzyl alcohol O-benzoyltransferase
Source: RefSeq, a predicted model, not a curated record
CACUCAAUAUGCACACAACCUACUUCUAGCUAAUACUCUUAACUCUUCCUUCAUCAUCAAUGGCUUUUUCUCAAGACUUGGAGAUAGAAUCAUCUUCUCCCUCCCUGGUGUUUUCAGUGCGGAGGAGUGAACCGGAGCUGGUGGCUCCGGCCAAGCCCACUCCCCGCGAAAUCAAGCUCCUAUCUGACAUAGACUGUCAAGCGGGUUUGCGUGUCCAAAUCCCAAUCAUACAAUUCUAUCGUCACCAUCCAUCAAUGGUAGGGAAGGAUCCGGUUCAAACCAUUAAACACGCUCUCGCACAAACUCUUGUGUUUUUCUAUCCAUUGGCAGGUAGACUUAAGGAAGCUUCAGAUGGCAAACUCGCCGUGGAUUGUAACCAGCAAGGUGUCAUGUUCAUUGAGGCCGACGCAGAUGUCACACUCCUCCAAUUUGGUCAUGCUCUUAAACCACCCUUCCCAUGCUUCCAAGAACUCCUUUACCAACCUCCCGCUUCACAAGGAAUCACAGAUACCCCCAUUUUUCUCAUACAGGUGACGCGUUUGAAGUGCGGUGGUUUCAUAUUCGCACUCCGUUUUAACCAUGCUAUGGUUGACGGAGUUGGCUUGAUUCGUUUCUUAUCUACCGUGGCGGAGAUAGCACGGGGAGCGAAACAACCUUCGAUUCAAGCCGAGUGGCGCAGGGAGCUUUUAAACGCGAGAGAUCCACCACGUGUCACGUUUAACCACCGCGAGUACGAACAACUAUCAGACUCCAACGACGUCGUUCCCACGGACUUGGAACAACGUUCGUUCUUCUUCGGAGCCACCGAAAUAGCCGCCAUCCGCAGCCUGCUUCCCAGCGACCUCGAGCAACACGCCACGACGUUCGAGGUGCUGACAUCAUACGUGUGGCGCUGCCGCACGAGAGCGCUGCAAAUCGAUCCAGAGGAAGACGUCCGAAUGAUGUGCAUCGUGGACGCGCGCGGCAAGUUCAACCCUCCCUUCCCGGCGGGGUAUUACGGCAGCUGCUUCGCGUUCCCGGCGGCGGUGAGCGGCGCCGGAGAGCUGUGCGAGAAGCCGCUAGAGUACGCGGUGGGGCUGGUACAAAAAGCGAGGGAGAAAGUGAGCGAGGAAUACAUGCAGUCAGUGGCGGAUCUAAUGGUGAGUGAGGGACGACCGUUGUUCACGGUGGUGCGGUCGUGUCUUGUGUUGGAUACAACUGAAGCUGGGUUUAGGGAUGUGGAUUUUGGGUGGGGGAAGGCCGUGUAUGGUGGGAUGGCUAUUGCUGGCGCUGGGGCUUUUCCUGCUGUGAACUUUCACGUGCCGAGUCAGAAUGCAAAGGGAGAAGAAGGUAUACUGGUUUUGGUUUGCUUGCCUAAGCAAGUUACCAAAGCCUUUGCCAAAGAGUUGGAUCACAACAUGCUUCACCCUUGAGACCAACAAAUGUGUGCUUAAGCUUAAAAGACUUUUAAAUUUACUAUAAAUUAAGUUUCGCGCUGUGUCUGGGUGAAUUAUAUAUGUAAUAUGUUCUGUUGUGUACAAUCAACUCAUUGCGAGUGAUAUCAAGUUACUUGAAUUUGGAUUGUUAUCAUUAUUGUACCAAAUAAAUUUGUCUGUAAUUAAACAAUAUAA